Molecule: messenger RNA, 2285 nt
Organism: Ceraceosorus bombacis
Lineage: Eukaryota; Fungi; Basidiomycota; Exobasidiomycetes; Ceraceosorales; Ceraceosoraceae
Source: the annotation of a GenBank genome assembly
AUGGCCUCAGAGUUGCCCAAGUGGAAUGACGACAAGCCGGCGCCUUUGGUAAGUUGUCCCUGGAGUCUGCAGUCCUAAUUUCUGGCAGGACGCAUUAGCUCACCGAUCAUCCCUACCUUGUUGACACAGGCGUCGGAUGCGACCAAGGACCGCAUCUCUCCUCGCCAUUCGCACGACAUUGAGGAUCAAAAGCAGCAGCCCUAUUCGACAGAGUCUGCUUCUCACAAGAGCGAUCCCACAGCUCCGCACGACCUGGAAGCCAAAGCGCUCUACGACCGAGAGCAUGACUUGGAUGAGGACGAGAAGAAAAGCGACGGGCCCAUUGCACAGCUCAAGAUGCUGUUGCAUUCUAGAGGUGCCGUGAUCGUCCGAGACUUUGGUCUCAUUGCUCUUCUUGUAAGUUUGCAAAAGCAGCUGCAGGCACGAGCGAUGGGCAGUCGGACACAAGAGCUAAUGAGCUUGCGGUUCGGUGCAUUCAGCUGGGUUGGUGGAUCCCAUCCAUUAUCAACGAAAAAGUCAGGCAUCGAUGGAUUGUAGCUACCAUCUUUAGUUGGUUCUUCAUCCUUCUUAUCCUGAUGCACAAGUCGCGCUACAUUCCGCAAAGGCCAAUCGUUCGGGUCAUAUCUGCCGUCUGGACGACGGCCGCCGAGAAGCCCUGGUCCCGCAUUCCCUACAAGGGCAAGCUCGUCGUUGGCUGGCUGUCCUUGGCGGUGUUAGUGUUUGGCUCUACGUAUGGGCUGCCCAUCGAGCAGGGCAGCUCUCUGGGUCAACGGACCGUUUCGCUUGUCGGCUACUGCCUCAUCUACGCCAUCAUCUUUGCUUUUUCAUCCAAUUACGGUGCCGUUCAGGCCAGGACUACGAUUCUUGGAAUGGGUCUCCAAUUCAUCGUUGCUCUGUUCGUUUUCCGCACUGGAGCUGGUCUGUCCCUCUUCUCUUGGAUCGCCACUGCUGCGUCUGAUCUGCUUGCGCAAGGGGUCAAUGGAGGAGCUGCAUUCGUGAGUCGCCUUUGAGAACGUGGAACACGCAUGUUUCCGCCCUAACAACCCACUUUCCAAAUGUUGGUGUCUUGUCGCCCAGUUCUGGAGAGACUUCGUCGAGAAAGGCUACUUCUUCACAAAUGUGCUGUCCUCGAUCGCAUUCUUCGUUGCCUUGUGCAUUGUGCUAUUCUACAUUGGCGUCCUUCCAUGGCUUAUCAAGAAGGCUGCUUGGGUGAGUCUGGAGCUGAACGUUCCGCAAACAGGAAACGAAUCUCUUCUCAUCCUGAUCUGGCUCGUUACCUCGUGCCCGCGCAGUUCUUCUACAAGGUCUUCGGCAUCAGCGGUGCUGAAGCAAUCGUCGCAGUCGCAUCGCCAUUCAUUGGUCAAGGAGAGAAUGUCGUUUUGACUCGGCCAUUCGUCAAGACCUUCACUCGAUCCGAGUUCCACCAAGUGCUGGUUUCCGGUUUCGCGACCAUUGCUGGAUCAGUGCUGGCAGCGUACAUCUCUAUCGGCGUCAAUGGCACGGUUUUGGUGACUUCCAGUGUCAUGUCGAUCCCAGCAGCUAUCGCGGCCUCCAAGUUGCGCUACCCCGAGACGCAGCACUCGUACACGGCCGGCAAGAUUCAAGUCUCUGCCCAGGAAGAUGAAGUGGACCGCGCCAACGAUGUCUUCCACUCCCUCUCCAAAGGCGCCUGGUUCGGUGUGCGCGUCGCUGCGCUCAUCUUUGCAAACGUGUUGGCCAUCGUCAGUCUGCUCUACACCAUCAACGGUUUGCUGACCUACAUCGGUCGCAGCUGGUACAUCCCUGACGACAACCCACUCAAGCUUGAACUCAUCUUUGGCUACCUGCUCUGGCCGCUGACAUUCUUGUUGGGUGUCCCUGGUCACGAGACGCUUGCAGUCUCCAAGCUCAUUGCAGUCAAGAUUAUUGCGAACGAGGUGAGCACGUCGUGUCAGUGCCUUGUCUGAUUGCUCCACUUGCUGACCCAGCACUCUCCUCCGCCUCUCCAGUUCGUCGCGUACGACACUCUUCAGAACAUCGUCAUGCCAAACCCAGAGACGCGAUUGAGCCCCAGAGCCUACCUGAUUGCCCAGUUCGCUCUCUGUGGAUUCGGCAAUAUUGGCUCUCUUGGUAUCAACGUCGGCAUCUUGUCUGCCAUUGCGCCCACUCGGUCAGCCACCAUCGUCAAGUUGUGCCCCAGCGCUUUGUUCACUGGUAUCCUCGUCACCUUGAGCUCCGCCGCUGUGGCAGGCAUUGUGGGCAUCCCUGCAGAGUAUGUUCCAGUCGCUCCAGCUGCUGCUGCAUGA